Effrenium voratum is the source of this 4512-nucleotide messenger RNA. NCBI's taxonomy places the organism in Eukaryota, Dinophyceae, Suessiales, Symbiodiniaceae. The record is from the annotation of a GenBank genome assembly.
AUGUGCCAUGAAGGUGUCAUGGUGAGGUGGCUCUUCGUCGUGAUUCUUUUGCAGACAGCAGCCAGCGAUGUGGCGUUGCGGCCCAUGCAAGAUGCCAAGAUGUCCGCACCACGCGACACCAUGCACCUGCCGCCAACCGAAGUACGGCGCAUGUCUGAGGCAGAAGAGGACGCUAAUAGUUCCAACUACAGCCUCACGUCCAGCUCAACAGCUACCACCACAACCUCUUUGUUCUACUUAGCGGCGGAAGUGUCAGGAUAUGUCAGGUUUGCAGCAAGAGAUGUGAACAGGGAAGGCGCUUUAGCCGCCUGUGAAGCAGCUUUAUCGGAGACACUUGGAAUUGCAGCAUGGCAACUGAACACAACAGCAGAGCUUAUCGAAGACGCGACGUGGCACGUGUCCUACAGCUUUGUGGUGGAUGGAGACGCCUUAGUCGGUAUGCUCCAGGCUGCAAGAGCUACAGCUGCCGACACCUCAGAGUUCACAGAGAGAUUGCGGCAGAUGCUGGUGCACAGUGAGUCCUUUGUGGCAGGCUCACUGCAAAUGGUGGUGUUCGCAGAUCCUCAUGUGGAAGAGGUGGAUGUUUUCGUUCUGAACAGUACCUCAACCACAAAGACAUCAGUGACUCACACGUCCACCACCACUACUCAGACGCGCCUGGUCAAUCUUGUGCUGGAGAGUGCUGUGAUCCAAGAUCCUUUCCUUUCAGUGAAGAUGCAUUUCAACCGGCAGGCUCGAUUUGUUGGGCAGUCAGAUGCAAGCGGAUGUUAUGCAGGUGGGUUUCCGAUCAAGACCUGGCAAUCAUUUGGGCAUUCUCCCAGAUGCCACUGGGUUGAUCCUGAAACCUUGGAGAUAUUCUUUGGACGAGCUGCAACCUUGGCACCUGGGGAGAUGUUGUAUACUGCCCUUGGUGGCUUCGAGCCAUCCGGAAAUGUAGUAUGGUCGACAGUACCUUCACUGAGCACCCAGGUGGUGGCUGAAGGCGCGGUUGAGGUGUCGCCAGCCUUGUUCUACCCAAGAACUGCCCUUAGUUGCAGCAGAGUCACCAUCUCUGCGGAAGGCUCAGUCGGGGGAGUGCACCGGCCACUGGAGGUCACCUGGUUUAUCAACCCACCAACCUUUGAUGCAGUGAGAGAGGCACUGCAGGGCGCAGUGGAUGCUGCAAAUGCGGAGAGGAGCCGAGUUUUGCAGUUUUCACCCAUAGUUUGGUCCAAUGCCAUUCAGAUUCUGCGAGUGAUUUUUGGCGAAAUCUCCUACUUCAAAAUCCCGGUGCACGUCAACAUUACAGCUCAAGUUUCAAACUGGCUGCAUGCUGCGACGAACAUCUCUGGAACAGUGACUUUGUCCAAGCAGCAAGAGUCUAUGCCAGAGUUGCUACCACUUGCGACCGAGCUUCAGGUAUCACCGCAUGAGGAGGUCAACUUUGAGGUAACCACCCGACCGACCAAUAUGACUGGCUGUGUGGGCACCGUGGCGGCGAAUGUGGAGACAGAUGUGCAAAUUGAGUGGGAAUACCGCCCUUCUGGAUUUGGUGUGAACCUUCCUUGGUUGAAGUUGAGUGGCCUGAGAAAUCUCACCGACAACUCCAAGGCACCGAACAUGAUCAGUUUUGCCUCGAACAGCUUUGCACCCAACACACAUCAUCAGUUCCGAGCACUUGCAUCUUACAAGAUCGAUGUCCCACCGGUGCAACGCCCCAACGUCACCUUUAACCUGACCAUCCGCCCUUCCGAGUCGCCAGCAGCAAUCAUUGCAGGGCCCUCUGAGGUCGGCGUCAACUGCUCUUUCACCUUGAACGCGUCGCAGUCAAUGGAUGUCUCUAUGAACAAUCCCCUGUCUGACCUGAUCUUUCUGUGGACCUGCGAUGCGAGCAUGGCUUGCGACCUGUUCAACUUUGCGGCGGAGAAUCAGCAUAGCACUGAUGGCACUGGGGCCAGUGGUAAGGUGAUGCAUGUUAUGGGCGGGCAGCUUGAAGAGGGCGACUAUGUCUUCAGAGUCGCAGUGCGACGGCGGACAGAGCCAAUUGCAAGUGCUGGCAAUGCGUCUAUCAAUGUCCGAGUGACAGCAGGCCUUCAGCCAGCAAUCACAUUGCUGGUUCCGUGGGCAGCGGGGGGCAGAGUGUCUCUGCAAGCGUCUGAUCUUCUCGUCCACGCUGUCGUCGAGCAUCACCACGUGUGUACUUGGCCAGAGGAGUGGAUUGCAAGAUUUGCACUAGUGGAGCACUCUCUUCCCCACAAGAUACUCACGUUCCUGCAGCUUGACACAGAGUCUACUACAACUACAUCAAGCACCUCCACAACCUCAACAAGCUCCACAACAUCUACAACGUCAACGCUGACCUUCACCAGCACAAGCACAACCACUUGGGAUGACUCCUACAAUCAAUCAGACUUUGAUGAUGAUGGAUGGCUCAACAAGUCAUAUGAAUCAAACGAAACCGACAUCAUGGACUUCAAUAUGACAGGCCAUUUUCCGGGAAUGAGGACACAGACAACAACGACUACGACCACUUUGCCUGAUAGUGAAGUUAUAUUUGCAACUCGGGAUUUCCACGGCAAUCUUCUUCUUGCUGGUGUGAUGUACUCCUAUGCCAUUCUGCUGGGAGAUGCUGCUGAGUUGCUGGCCUGGGAAGACAAUGCUACACAUUUGGGCGACAUCCUGGCUAGCUCUCUGGCACUAGUCGCCGUAUCAGAGCCCUUUCAUGCCGAUGCGCCACCAGCACAUGGCCUUGUUCUGCUGGAGCCGGUGAUGGGGGAGGCAGCUUCAACCAUUUUCACCAUCAGCACGACUGACUGGCAGGAUGAGAGGGAAUCUGCGAUGCAGUAUGCCUUCUAUUCCUUCCCUGUGUCUGGAUCUCUGACCAGCGACUUCGAAGAUCCAAUCAAGCGGAGGGGCCUUGAGCUGGGCUAUGUGGAAUGGGAUGAUUCGUCGCAUCCGCAAUUCUGGCGAGCUCGGGGAGGUGUGGAGCUACGCACAUUCUCCUCCGCCAAGUCUAUGGAGGUCAUGCUGGGUGCUGGCGUGUUCUUUGUGCUGGCGCGCGCCAGGGACGACCUGCAGGCCUAUGCCGAGUCCUUUCUUGCCGGGCCAAUGGUGUCUGCACCCGACUCCUUCGACAAGGAUGCAGCAAUGGCCUUUUUGGACGUGGCGCGUAGCAGCAAUGAAGCUAGCAGGAUGAUCAAUGCGGUUGAGGCGAUUGCUUCGCUCGCGGAGCUUGUGCCGUCUUCCGAAAAGACUGCCAUGGUGCUGGAGGCCUUGGCUUUUCUGGAGGGGGCAACAAGGUUAGAUAGUACAGCCAGCAUGGUGAGAAUGUGUGCUGGAUCAGCGGCAAGACUGAUUCGCGGAACAGCCGAUGCUGCUGUGCUGCGAAGUGCAACGCUGGCAAUCGCCAGUUCAUUGGACAACGCUCUCACCAUUGAUGUUCCAGCUAGCAGAGUUGUGCUUGAGAGCAUCCUGGAGAUCACCACUGCAAAUGCCCAGAAUCAAGGUGGGGCGGCAGCCGCGGUGUCCUCAGAGGUACAAACUGCUGGCUUGAAGCUGGGAGGAUCAUUUCUGGCUGCUCUCCUUCCAGGAGAGACCCAGACUCUCACCUGGCUAGAUGCAGGUCGGGGCACUGAAUUGAGGUUGGGCAAGCUCGGGCUCGUUGCUGGGCGAAGACUUGCAGCCGCAUUCACCUGUGAGUCCCAGGAGACGGACCUGGUGCACUUGGUACAGCCAAGUCUGCUAUCCUUGGAUGAGACUACAGCUACUGGUGACCCUGAUUCCGCACUCGCGAUGGACUUGCAGGAUACAUGGUGGCACUCGACCAAUUUGUAUGCCUGGGCGGAUCCCAACGCAGGGGUGAAUUCAUUUGUACCUCAAGAUGCCAGUGUUCGAAGUUUCCAGGUGACUCUUUGCGGGACUGUGGUGACAUUCAGCAGUAUGCUUGAGCCUCUGAAUAUUUCUUUGGUGCUGCCUCCUCUUGGAACCCCCCCGCUUGGAUAUUUCUUUGUGCCGGCCUGCGCCAAAUGGGAUGAAGGUUCCAACUCCUGGAGGUCUGAGGGCUUGACGGUGAUGCAUCAAUCUGGGCUGACCCUUCUUUGCCAAUCCUUAGCAGGCGCCGGAUCCUAUGUUGCAUUCUAUGCGCAUGAGGCACUCCCAACAACCACCACGACCAGUUCCACUCUCACCUUGACCAGUCUCACCACAACAUCUCUGACACAAACCACAAGCACCGCUACUGGGCCCUCAACUUCAACUGCCACCACUUUCACGGUGACAACAACGACCGUCCUGUGGGGCAUGAUGACAACAUCCCACGACGGCGUGGCACCGCACUGCAGUCAGACGCUCCUGCCGGACUUGCCACCUGGCGCGGCGGCCUUCAGCUGCUACGGGCCCCGGCGUGUUGGGCAGGAGUGCCGGGCCAAAUGUGACCCCAUGUCCACCUUGAGCAUUGAGGCAGCUGUCACUUGCGGGUCUGACCUGAACUGGGCGGUGUCGGUGCUUUGUCCAGCACCAACAGAGAGCUGGUGA